Molecule: messenger RNA, 684 nt
Organism: Ipomoea nil (Japanese morning glory)
Lineage: Eukaryota; Viridiplantae; Streptophyta; Magnoliopsida; Solanales; Convolvulaceae
Exons: 2
Coding region: 1-684 (227 amino acids)
Source: RefSeq, a predicted model, not a curated record
AUGAGUCAGUUACUGUUGAAACAGGAGGAUGUGUACUGGAAACAAAGGGCCAAACAACAUUGGUUGAGGGAGGGGGACAUGAAUACCAGGUUUUUCCACCUUUCUGCAUCUAAUAGAAAGAGGAAAAAUCAAUUGCUGAAACUCAGGAAUGGUGAGGGUAGCUGGGUGGAGGGUCAGGGGCUAGAAUCCUUGGUGGUGAGUUAUUAUGAGGGGAUUUUCACAUCUGGGGGUUGCCGGGGUGCCAAUUUUUUUGAGAGCCUGCAGCCAUGUGUGACAGGGGACAUGAAUGAGGAACUAGUACGACCUUUUAAUGCGGAGGAGGUGCGCGAGGCGGUUUUUGCUAUGUCCCCAGAUAAGGCUCUUGGGCCGGACAGUAUGAACCCGGGAUUCUUUCAGAAUUUUUGGGAGGUGGUUGGAAGGGACGUAAUAACCAAGAUGUUGGCUAACCGGAUGAAGCGUUUACUCAAGGACAUUGUCUCGGAGUCCCAGAGUGCGUUCUUACCGGGGAGGUUGAUAAUUGACAAUAUCUUAGUGGCGGCGGAGAUAAGCCACUAUUUACGCAGGAAAACGACAGGAAAAGUUGGUUGGGCUGCGUUGAAGUUUCACAUGGCCAAGGCAUACGACAGAAUGGAGUGGGAGUUUCUUAGACGUAUGCUGUUGGGUUUGGGGGGGAGAGGUGGGUGA